Amphiprion ocellaris (clown anemonefish) is the source of this 2778-nucleotide messenger RNA. Its product is annotated as E3 ubiquitin/ISG15 ligase TRIM25-like. The record is from RefSeq and is a predicted model, not a curated record. The transcript has 2 exons. NCBI's taxonomy places the organism in Eukaryota, Metazoa, Chordata, Actinopteri, Pomacentridae. The coding region runs from base 61 to 645 and encodes 194 amino acids.
AGAACACAGGAAGGAGGGAAGUGUUUACAUCCGUCAUAUGAAAACUGAAAGUAUGUCAGAAUGAAAUGCAGCAGAGGAGUCACAAGGUUUCUCCUUCCUCUAAAGAAUCAACAGCAUAUUCUGCGACAAACACUUCAUGUCGACAUGUCGGCUACCAGCAGUUUCUUAUCUCAUGAUGAGCUUCUGUGCUGCAUCUGUCUGGAUGUGUUCACUGAUCCAGUCACCAUACCAUGCAAACACAGCUUCUGCAAGAACUGCAUCACCCAACACUGGACCCUUAAUGUCCGCAACACGUGUCCCAUGUGCAGGAGUGCUUUCCACAGAAGACCUGAGCUAAAUGUUGACGCUAGCAUCGCUGAGAAGGUUCAUCAGCUCAGGCAGUUAACUGGACGGGAAAGCAGCAUCUGCUCAAAGGAACGACAAGACAAAGCAGAUGUUCUGUGUGACGUCUGUGCUAGAACCAAACGGAAGGCUGUGAAAUCCUGCCUGGUGUGUCUGACCUCCUUCUGUGACACUCAUCUGGAGCAUCAUCACAGAUUCCCCGGUCUGAGAAGACAUCAGCUGAUGGAUCCAGUAAAGAACCUGGAGGACAAACUGUGUAAGAAGCAUGGCAGAGCUCUGGUGCUGCUCUGCAGGAUUCAGUAGAUUUGUGUGUGUUAGAACACAUUAACCACUGCUUUAUGCUUCUGGAGGAACGAUUUUAAAGAUAGAAGGCUGAGCUGGGGGAGACAGAUCACAGAGAGACGACAGGAUCUAAACAACUCCUUUGAGGACAGAAAUGAAACAUCUUGGAUAAGAGGUCAAACAUCUUCAAGAACCAUAAAAAGAAGUCCAGUUGAUUUCUACUGAUUGAAUUACCAGGACGUAGAUGACUGUAAACCUACAGAGACUCUUCAGGAAGAUUUUACAGCAAGGUCAGUUUAAAGAGAAGACUGGCUGGACUGUAGGAGCCAUCAGAGAGGCAGGAAACACUGGAAGUCAGGACAAGUUCAAGUUGCAUCAAAACUGUCAAAAUGCAGUUAAAAUGUGAAAGUAAAACUACAGGUUUUGGUUGCUCUGACUGAUGUACUACUAGAUAUGAAUUAUUUCGAUUAUUGAUAGUGAAACAUCAGUGUGUCAACAGCAUGGUAUUGUUGGAGCUGCUGCAGGUUUCAACUAUUUGAUAUCCUCUUUAAUAUACACUGCUGUUCAAAAGUUUGGGGUCACCCAGACAAUUUCAUGCUUUCCAUGAGAUCUCACACUUUUAUCCAUGUGCUAACAUAACUGCACAAGGGUUUUCUAAUCAUCAAUGAGCCUUUCAACACCAUUAGCUAACACAAUGUAGCAUUAGAACACAGGAGUGAUGGUUGCUGGAAAUGUUCCUCUGUACCCCUAUGGAGAUAUUCCAUUAAAAAUCAGCUGUUUCCAGCUACAAUAGUCAUUUACCACAUUAACAAUGUCUACACUGGAUUUAUGAUUCAUGUAAUGUUAUCCUUAUUGAAAAAAAUGCCUUUCUUUCAAAAAUAAGGACAUUUCUAAGUGACCCCAAACUUUUGAACGGUAGUGUAGAGACAGGUAAAUCUGAGGGUUCAUCACAGGAUUAAUGGUUCAAUAGACAAAAAAAAUUAAGUUCUGGUACACAGAUCUUUUUUUCUCUAUUCUCUGAUUUUUGCUGAGAUAUUAUGUAACUGGAAUAUUUCCUGAAAUGAAACCAUGUUAAAUGUUCAAAGGGAAAAGGGGCUUUUUUGGUAGAGCUGUUAACAACUUGUAGACAUCUGAAAUGUGAGCCAGACUAGACUGAUUUUUGUAAGAAACCACAGCUUCAAUCUUUUCUUGCACUGCACAUCUCUGCACUUUUAAACUUUAUUUUUAUUUUUAUUUUUUCUGUUAAAAAUUUUGCCACCCUUGUAUAUAUUGUAAAUAAAGCUGCUGUAACAAUGUAAAUUUCCCCUGGAGUAGGGAGAAAUAAAGAACUUUAUCUUAUCUUAUCUUAUCUUAUCUUUUCUAGUGUGCUGUAUUUUAAAAGCUUUUUAUAUUGCUAAUAAUCCAAAAUCUUCAUCUCAAGUGCCACUCAAACUGUCAGCUAAAUGUAAUAGAGUAGAAAGUGCAAUAUUACCAUCUGAAAUGUCAAGGGGUGAAACUAGAAAGUAAAAAAAACGUUUCUAACAACUGCAGUUGCCAUGACCUGGGUCUCAUGUGGUCAGUGGUGGAACAUGGUGUUAAUAUUAGCAUUGCUUUGACAGAAGUCCAUAUAAAAAGGAGGCAUUGGUGUGUUUUCCAUUAAUUAGCAAUGACAAGACAGCUGAGUGCUGCAGUGGAACUCAGUCUGUGGAGAUUGGAAACAGGGAAAGGAGGUUUUACCAGGUAAUACAUGCUGAACCUUUGUGAAACAUCAUAGGUUUGUAUAAACAAAGCACAGAAGAAGCUAAAGGAAACGACAGUACUGUCAGUGGGGUGCGGCUCUAACUCACCCUGAAAGCAGGAGUAGGAAGGUGUGAAUGUGGUUAUUCAUCAAACGGUGCUGUACAGAUGUAGCAUAGCUUGAUGUUUGUUUAUCUCAGUCUGAAGCUACAGAGGGCAUCUUUAGGGUUACUUGCUAUGGAUUAUGAAUUCAGGAAAUUGUCAUUCAUUCAUUCAAGUUCAGUUCAAUCUAAAGAACUCUGACAACUGCUGAAAGUCUUCAUGAUUUAACUGGAGCACUUCCAACAGUUACUGUAAACAUUUCAAACUGUUUCUUGCACAUAUAUACACAGUAUAGUAUGGUAUAUAAACUGAAAUUACACUUUUUAAAGCUCUAUU